AUGCCGGAGUCAUACGUGAAAGCUGUUCUCCUUUUUCUAGUCCUGUGUGGUAUACAUCUUGUCAAGGAUCUGUGUGAACUUGGCAAAGAUCUGUGUGGUAUACAUCUUGUCAAGGAUCUGUGUGAACUUGGCAAAGAUCUGUGUGGUAUACAUCUUGUCAAGGAUCUGUGUGAACUUGGCAAAGAUUUGUGUGGUAUACAUCUUGUCAAGCAUCUGUGUGAACUUGGCAAAGAUCUGUGUGGUAUACAUCUUGUCAAGCAUCUGUGUGAACUUGGCAAAGAUCUGUGUGGUAUACAUCUUGUCAAGCAUCUGUGUGAACUUGGCAAAGAUCUGUGUGGUAUACAUCUUGUCAAGCAUCUGUGUGAACUUGACAAAGAUCUGUGUGGAUUAUAUAUUGUCGAACCCGUAUCUAAAGCCUUUGUUAAAAUCUUUGUACUGUGA
Molecule: messenger RNA, 441 nt
Organism: Danaus chrysippus (African queen)
Lineage: Eukaryota; Metazoa; Arthropoda; Insecta; Lepidoptera; Nymphalidae
Source: the annotation of a GenBank genome assembly